Molecule: messenger RNA, 3424 nt
Organism: Phycodurus eques (leafy seadragon)
Lineage: Eukaryota; Metazoa; Chordata; Actinopteri; Syngnathiformes; Syngnathidae
Product: abl interactor 2-like
Exons: 13
Coding region: 105-1838 (577 amino acids)
Cellular component (GO): lamellipodium
Molecular function (GO): SH3 domain binding
Source: RefSeq, a predicted model, not a curated record
GCUGGAGAGACCUCUCUUGGCUGGCGAGGCUUUGUCAUAUUAUUUAGUGCACUAUACGCUGAAAACGGUCAACAUUUUGACACUAUAUCAGCAGUCAGCUGGCGAUGGCGAUUGCUGCAGUACCGCACGCAACCGUGGCGGCGCCAGAGAACCCACGCUGCCCCGCUAAAGAUGUGAAAAUGGCGGAGCUACAAAUGCUUUUGGAAGAGGAGAUUCCAGCAGGUCGAAGCGCUCUGCUGGAUAGUUUCACGAAUUUGGAAAGAGUCGCCGAGUAUUGCGAGAGCAACUAUGUCCAGUCUCCAGAUAAGCAGCGAGCCCUGGAGGAGACCAAGAAUUACACCACUCAGUCGCUGGCCAGCGUGGCGUACCUGAUUAACACGCUGGCCAACAAUGUCCUGCAGAUGCUGGACAUCCAGGCCUCGCAGCUACGCCGCAUGGAGUCUUCCAUCAACCACAUCUCUCAGACGGUGGACAUUCACAAAGAGAAGGUGGCCAGGCGGGAAAUUGGCAUCCUCACCACCAACAAGAACACAUCCCGCACACACAAGAUCAUCGCCCCAGCCAAUCCAGAGAGGCCUGUGCGCUACAUCCGCAAGUCUGUCGACUACAGCCUGCUGGAUGACAUGGGCCAUGGAGUCAAGUGGUUGCAAAGGUUUAAGGCGAGUGCUCAGAGCAUGAAAGCUGGUGGUGGAGGUGGACUCCCUCGCACGAACCCCCCGACACAGAAGCCGCCCAGCCCCCCUAUGAGCGGAAAAGGGACUCUUGGGCGACACUCCCCAUAUAGGACGCUCGAGCCGGUGCGUCCUCCCGUUGUCCCUAACGACUACGUCUCAAGCCCGACGCGCAACAUGGCGCACCCCCUGCAGAGCCCAGCACGCAAUGCAUCUGUUAAUCAGAGGAACCGCACGUACAGCAGCGGGAGCAGUGGAGGCAGCCACCCCAGCAGUAGUCGCAGCAGCAGCCGGGAGAACAGUGGCAGUGGCAGUGUGGGUCUGCCCAUCGCUGUGCCCACCCCGGCCCCGCCCACUGCCUUCCCAGCCCCUGCCCCCUCCAACACAACUAAACCUACAUCCAACACUGCCACAACCCCUGGUCCCAUACCUCCCGUCCUUGAUGGCCCCUCCCAGGCCUCUAACCCGCCUACUGAGAUCCCGCAUGUGCCCCCACCCCCUCCCCAGCUCCCCACCUCCGCAGCCCCCACUGGCACAGGACCAGCUACUUAUGGAAACCCUGCACAAGGUGCCCCUCAGUUCUACAGCAUGAACCGCCCGGUGCAGCCACCCCAGAACGCCCAUGUGGGAGGCUCGCUGCCGUACCGCCGCCCCUCGUCUGUCACCGGCCAGCCUAACAUGAAUCAGAACCAGCUCAACGGUGGACCACACUUUGCCCAGACACAAGGCCCACUUGCGCCCCCUCCCCCCUCCAUGCAGAUCACCCCUCAGCUGCCCCUGAUGGGCUUUGUGGCCCGAGUUCAGGAGACCAUCUCAGAUGCGCCGCCCCCGCCGCCCCUUGUGGACGAGCCAGUCUUUGAGGACCCUACACCUCCUCCACCGGAGGACUAUGAGGAUGAUGAGGAAGAAGAGGAGUCGGCGGUGGUGGAGUAUAGCGACCCGUACGCAGAGGAGGACCCGCCCUGGGCACCACGCAGCUACCUGGAGAAAGUGGUGGCCAUCUACGACUACAGUCGGGACAAAGAAGACGAGCUGUCCUUCCAGGAGGGCGCCAUUAUCUACGUGAUCAAGAAGAACGACGACGGCUGGUACGAGGGCGUGAUGAAUGGAACCACAGGCCUCUUCCCAGGCAACUACGUCGAAUCCAUCAUGCACUACGCUGAUUGAGAAACACCCCUCCCCCUCCUCUGUGCAAUGAGGGAGAGAAGCAGUAAAUUGGGAAGAGGAAGAAUGAGGGGAGCCAAGGGUUAAAGGUGAAAGACUUUGAACAGACAGAGCAUGAUCACCUCUGGAAUGGGAUGGAAAGUAGAGCCGACGCCCAGUCAUCCUCUCCACCUUAACCACCACUACUUUUUCCCUGUUAUGUUUCUUUCUGGCCAAUCUGGAUUGAUUUUGGAGAGUUUGUGUUACACAACGAGGCAUUUUCUUUUGAAUUUGUUCAGCCAAAUUGCCCUUAUUUUAGAGUAGAAUAUUUAUUUUGAUUCUGUGUGGGAUUCUUGUGUGCGGGCAAAUGGCUGCUGAGGAGCAAGAUUUCCAUGUUGAGAACGCCUUCGCAGGCCAGCGGCAUUGGAGAGAAGAUUUCUCCUUGGACAAACAUGAAAACAUGCAACAAGUGUUUUUAUGUGGGUGGAGGAUCUUGUUGGGGUGCCGCACCAACAGUCAUAAGCACAUCCAAUGUGACACACUGCUUAUAUAAAGGUGGGUCAAAGAAGGCAAAAAAUUUGUAUAUCCUGUUACGUUUACGCUAAUGGAUGGUCACAAGACCCUCCAAAGAAGUGAGGAGUGAAAUCGUCAGUUGCACAAUGGUGAUUUGUGUAGUGUGCAGCUUCACCAUGAAUAAUAGAAGUUUAUUAGCUCGAGUGGCAAGGUCAGACACCAGCUCUGAGCUACUCAGUUGCAGUGUUCUUAAGCGGUGGGGAUGUAUUUUCUUUUGUUUUAGUUCUUGAAAAGGAUUUGCAGAGUGGCAUGUUUCUGCUUGAAGGAAAGAAAUGGCUCUGAUGUGAUGAUUUAUGUCUUAAUAUUUUUAGGUAUGGUAGACUUUAUUUUCCACCAAUGAUGAUGCAUUUAGGUCAUUUUAAAGACACUUGUGCCAUAUUGAGAUGUUUGUUGGACAGAGUGGGAUGGCUUUUUCCCCCCUCCACUUUUUGAAGUUGUUUUAACCAAAAGAACAUGCGUUUUUAGUGAAAUGAUGUGGAACUAAUAUAAAAAUGACAUGUAUUAUGUCCUCCAGACAAGAUUUAUUGAAUAUGGUAAGACAGCUGUCGUGUUGAAAUGGUUUAAACCGUCACAUCUGAUACCUCUGUUGUGAGCAGUUUGAAGGGUGUAUCAUUUUAAAUGCGGUUGGCAGUGUAUUAGCGUGGCCUCAGUACUUAAGCCGGAAACUUUAUUUUCUAUAUUCAAAAAGAGAUAUUCCAGUGGGUCUGUAUGUGAGUCUUGCAUGACAUUAUCCGUGCUUUCCCAAAAACCCACAUGGCAAAAUCAGUCAUUCUAAAAAGAAGCAGUUGUGAGCCGCCUCAUCCAAAAAGACAGUUUCAUUUCCCUUGGAGUUCACAUCCAAAGUACUUGCUCUCGAAACUGAGGGGGGAGCGAGGAGGAGUCUGGUUUGAGAGAUGGGGUGGGGGGAAAUGGAGAGCCUGAUGGGCAGUCCAGUAUCAAUCCAUGAUGCCAUUGUGUUGCACAUUUGAAGUUAAUUUGCAGGAGUCUCAUAUUUGUAAACUCCAGAGAACAAAGACAAUAAAGAUAUAAGGAUUAAA